This is a messenger RNA of Chilo suppressalis (striped riceborer), 2370 nucleotides long. The record is from the annotation of a GenBank genome assembly. Lineage: Eukaryota; Metazoa; Arthropoda; Insecta; Lepidoptera; Crambidae.
ACAAUGACAAUUAUUUGCCUCUUCCUCUCACACACAUUCUGCAACAUAAAACUGCGGCUGGUUUUUUGUUUUGGUUUAAUAUUUUAUAAGUAUUACGUUGCAAUGGCAGCAUCUGCUGUUUUGAAAAUAGAGCAAGAUGUCGAGACUUGUUGCUUGUGUGGUAAUACUGGCGAGCUCCUAUCGCCAGAAGAGCAUGACACAAACACGGCGCCGAUGCAGAUGCCGCUUCGCGCGAUGUUGCUGCACCUCAACAACAACAAGGUUGUGCCAGAGGGACGCAUGUGUGGCGACUGUAUUCGUCGAGCGAUCGAAUCGUACGAGUUCAGUAGCUCAUUGUCAUCUAAAGGAGUGCCUCCCUUGAGUGAGAAGAUUCGUGCUCUACGGCGUCGCUUGCACGAGCUCACACAGAAGAUAGAUGUGUUCAUUGUGGUCGGCGGUCCAGGGGCCAAUGCGGGGGGCACUUAUAGCGAGGAUGACAUUAUCAUGGUGGAGAAAGACGCGCUAGCUGCGGCAGCUGCGGCCGAUGAUGAAGACAUGGAGCGUGCGAGGAAUGCUCGCGGGGACACUGUGUAUCAGUGCUCUGUUUGCCCCCAUUCAUUCCAGCGAGUGUCGGAGUACCGCGCGCACAUGUCCCAGCACCCCGCGGACGCGCUGCACUCGUGCUGGACGUGCGGCGCGCAGUUCGCGGCCAGGGAGGCGCUGCGCGACCACGCCGACACGCACGCCGAUCAGGGAGCGUUGGUUUGCUACCUGUGUUCUACUACCUUCCAGUGUGUGUGGGAGCUGCGUCGCCAUGAAGGCACAUGCGCGGGCGCGUGCCCGGGCUGCGGGGCCUGGAUCGGAGACCGCGUGGCCCUGUCAGCCCACGUGUUGUCGACGCACGCGCGGGAGAGUCCGUGCGUGUGCGCGGCCUGCUUCCGUCGCCUGGAGUCGCCGGAGGCCCUGGCGGCGCACAUGUUGCGGCACCGGCAGGCCAAGCAGUAUGUCUGCGGGUACGAUGGGUGCAUCCUGCGGUUCGGGACCAGGGGUAACUUGAUGUCCCACAUCCGCAAGUGCCACGCGGCCGCCGCCGACGACGCGCCGCCCGCGCCCACCACCUGCGCCGUCUGCGCGCGCACGUUCGGGUCCGUGGCGGCCAUGAAGCGUCACGCGCGCGUCCAUAAACGCGACCAAGAACAGGAGGUGAACGAUACAAAGGUCGAAGAAUCCGCUAUGGAUGGCUUAGAAGAAGAAGUUGAAUACCUCGAGGUGGAAACUCUAGAAGAUCCCGACUAUCGCGACGAAUGACUACAUUAUUAGUUACACUAAAACAUAGAAACAGUCACACGAGACUAAGACUUUGACCAUUAGCGAAGCUAAGGAUUUUUCCAAAGGGGGGGGGGGGGGAAUUAUGUCAUGGAUUGAGACAAUGUAUUUUUUAUUUUAUUCUGAAAACAUGUUAGGUUCCGGAGGGAUUUUCAUAAAACUGUAGUUAGAGCGAGCGAAAUUGCUGGCAGCUGCUACUUCUAAAACCUAAUUUCCAUUUUCCAAUACUCGAAUCUUCUACUACAUCCAUGACUAUAACUUCAUACGAGACUAGGAUUCUGACUGCCCAUGAGACUAAGACUGUGGCCGCACUCGAUAUUAGGACUGUGGGCACACACGAUACUAGGACUGUAGCCGCACACGAUACUAGGAUUGUGGCCCCACACGAGACUAGGACUGUGGCCGCACACGAAACUAAGUCUGUGGUCGCAUACGAGACUAGGACUGUGGUCGCAUACGAGACUAGGACUGUGGUCGCAUACGAGACUAGGACUGUGGUCGCACAGGAGACUAAGUCUGUGGCCGCAUACGAGACUUGGACUGUAGUCGCAUACGAGACUACGACUGUGGUCGCAUACGAGACUACGAUUGUGGUUACGAGACUAGGACUAUUGUAUGAUGAAGUCAUAGUAUUAAAUUAAAUGGUAUGGAGGAAACCUAGUUUGUAAAAAGUGAUUGAUUCAUCAAAUUCGUUUCAUGUAAAACUAAUAAAAUACAUUAUUGCGAAAGUCUGCAUUUAGGAAAUACAAGCAAUUUGUCAGUAAUAUGUUGAAAGCUCAAAGAGACAACAAGUACUCGUAGAAAAUGAAUUCGUAAGUUUAUCAUCAAGAUUGUUACAUAUAUGAAUACAAAGUAUCAGUUGAAGAAUUUACAUGAUUUCUGAAAGAUAUUAUAAGCAUACCGACAUGUUUGCGUUUAGCGUAACAAAGAUGUAUAAUAAAAUGAUCUUUAAGUGUCCUAUUUGUUCAGUAAGUAUGUAUAAUUGUUAAGCAAACGGUUUAUUGCUAUGAAAUAGAUGAGAAUGAUGUAAUUAUAUUUUAAUAUAAAUAAAAUAUAGAAGUAAAA